Messenger RNA from Penicillium brevicompactum, 1458 nucleotides. It is a transcript of the gene hexA, whose product is annotated as putative Woronin body protein HexA. Gene Ontology annotation, biological process: positive regulation of translational elongation. The record is from RefSeq and is a predicted model, not a curated record. The transcript is spliced from 2 exons. Gene Ontology annotation, molecular function: RNA binding; ribosome binding; translation elongation factor activity. Lineage: Eukaryota; Fungi; Ascomycota; Eurotiomycetes; Eurotiales; Aspergillaceae. The annotation marks the transcript as partial.
UUCGAAAGGCAUAGAAAAGACCAUCAGUCCGGCAAUCUGGACUUUGACGCCCGUGUCCCCAUCCCCUUCAGUGUCUUCCCGUCGUCGUACCGGAGUGACGCUGUCUCUGAAACUACUCAAGAACGAGUAGAGGGAGAAGUCAAUUUCGAUCGUCCUUCGCGCGUCGAACGGGAAGAUACUCAAGGUUCUGCUCCCGCUCCCCUUCCCGCACCCAAGAAGGAAGAGAUCGAAUUCCGUGUGACUCAAGAACAGCGCCCGCGCAUUCAAGAAGAGCACCCUCAGCAGUUCCACGCUCAGCAGCACAAGCCCCACCCCCAGCAAUACCAGCAGGAGCAGCAGUUUGAGCAGCAGUACGAUCAGCAGUACGAUCAGCAGUACCCUUCCUACCAGCGUACUCAGCGAUCCUACGAUCAGGACUUCCCCGAAGUUCAGCUCACCCGUGAACGCUACCCCAGUCAACCUCAACCUCAGUCUACUUACGAGGAACACUCUCAAGUCUACGACAAGGCCGUCGAGAAUCAAAUCGACCUCACUGAACGAGACUACCGUCACAAGACUUCCCCUGCCUACGACCUCGACGUCUCUUACGACCGUCGUUACCGUCAACCCGUAGACUCCGCCUACGGUUACCAGCCCGAGUCUUCGGAAGUUUCGUACAACCGAACUCCCCAAGCUCCCACCGACUCUUACAGAGCCGACGACGCGUACCUUCGUGAGGUUCAGCCCACCCGUACUCGUUACGCUUCCUCCUCAGCCUCCACCAAGGCUCCUACUCAAGUCAAGGUCUCAAAGUCAACCGUCCGCGGAACUCCUUCCAAGAUGGGUUACUACGACGACGAAGGUGAAUACCACUCUUUCCGCCGUGGCGUUGGCCGCGCUGUCGACCGCGUCGCCCACCCCUUCUCCCACUCCCACGCUUCUUCCCACGCUGGUGCUGACGACCAUGAAGAGGUCGCUCCUCCCGCCGCCAACGUCCGCGUUGUUGAGCCCCGCAACCGCGGUUCCUCCUCCGGCGAGACCGUCCCCAUCCCCUGCCACUUCAUCCGCAUCGGCGACAUCCUGAUCCUCCAGGGCCGCCCUUGCCAGGUCAUCCGCAUCUCGGUCUCCCCCCAGACCGGCCAGCACCGCUACCUCGGUGUCGACCUCUUCACCCGCAAGUUGCAGGAGGAGUCCAGCUUCGUCGCCAACCCCUCCCCCUCCGUCGUCGUCCAGACCAUGCUCGGCCCCGUCUUCAAGACCUACCGCAUCUUGGACAUCCGUGAUGACAACCGUCUCGUUGCCAUGACCGAGUCCGGUGAUGUCAAGCAGGGCCUCCAGGUCAUCUCCCAGGGCAGCCUGCACAAGCGCAUCUCCGACGCCUUCUCCGACGGCCGUGGCUCCGUUCGCGCCCUCGUCAUCAACGACGGUGGCCGUGAGCUCGUCGUCGACUACAAGGUCAUCCACGGCUCCCGCCUGUAA